Molecule: messenger RNA, 2592 nt
Organism: Aplosporella prunicola CBS 121167
Lineage: Eukaryota; Fungi; Ascomycota; Dothideomycetes; Botryosphaeriales; Aplosporellaceae
Exons: 6
Coding region: 1-2592 (863 amino acids)
Biological process (GO): regulation of DNA-templated transcription
Molecular function (GO): DNA-binding transcription factor activity, RNA polymerase II-specific; zinc ion binding
Source: RefSeq, a predicted model, not a curated record
AUGCCUGCUUCCUUGUGUUCGUGUCGCUGUCACUCACACAUCCUCCUCUCCGACCUGACCUCCCAUUCUCCGCUACCCUCCCCUCCCAAAGCCGCAGCCCCCCAGAAGCACCCUAAGCAUAUUACUAGCGCCCUGCCGCCAACACUCGCUCAUAACGACCCAGCAGAACCUGACCCUAUCGGUGUGCCACAGACGACGAACCGGCGCUUGACGGAACUCCUUCAACGUCAACACCCCGACCCCAUCACACGUCGAACGCUUUUAAAUUCGGCCGAGUCUGAGGCCCGCUCGUCACUGACCUGGGCCUCCGCCCUUGGAUCCCCUCAACCGUCUAACGCCAACGACUACCAUCCACAGCCCAUCCAUGGCAUCAAUAUACUCGGCGAUGCCGAUGAAACACCUAGAACACAUCCAACUGACGCUUGUCGCGGUUUAGGCACUUGUCGUCCUUUGACCGCUUCUCCGCCACGACCCCUCUCUCCUCCUUGCGACGUCGGCCGGUUCGCUCCUCCAUACUUCUCUACAAAUAAACACAAGUUGGCUUCGGCUCUGGGCGAUCCGAAGCAAAGCCUCCAUACCCGCUGUAUUGACUGGGUACACUUGAGCCGCCACGCCGAUACCACCAACUACCCCGUGCAAGCACCGCAACAGCCCACGACGGAGAACCGAUUCGGCGCGAACACGACCGCAAUGGGUUCCACAUACCAGAGCACUACGGUCGCUGAAGGCGCACCGACCGCGAACUUGUGGUUGCAGUCGCACUCUCCGAACAAUGCCAAACCUAAGCACGUCAGCUUUGAACUUCUUUUACAAGACACCCCACAGCACCGUGCGCGCCUUCCGAUGCGCGUUAACAUUUGGCCCCACGACACGACUGAGUCGAUCGUUGCGACCGUCAAGAACUUCCACGGCAUCUAUGAUGGCCAGGGCUACGGGGUCAGCUUCGAAGACCGCGAUGGCAAUACACUCAUUGCGAGGUAUGAGAACUUUGAGCACAACAUGGUCGUGUACGUCCGGAGAAUACCACAGGAGCCUACGGGUACCAGUGAGUACAGCCAUACGCCACGCCACUCCAUGUCGCCCAGGAAGUCUCAUUACGACGACCGGAUGCUCCCUCCACAGCAACUAUCUAGGCCCUCUUCGCGCGGCGCGCGAAACCGUAGUGCAUCGCCGCGUGGUCGCCGAAGUGUCUCUGUGAGCACCAACUCUAAGUCACGUUCGCGACCGAGUUUCAAGGGCCGGGCGACCAGCUCCCACGGCAGCCUUGGAGACAUGACAGGCGACUAUAGCGAUAGCGACGGUGAGGGAUCAGUCACGAGCUCGCGCAGAGACAACUUGGCCAGCGCGGAGAUCAGCCUCGACAACAUCGUCGAGGGCGGUCGUCGAAAGCGGGCCAAAUUCGACAGCUCGGAGCUGCCUUUGUUCGCACCUCCUCAAGUACCCAUGACAAACCCGGUCCCCUCCGUUUCCCCCCAUCGCCGCAUCAACAGCAACAAUGGAGUGUCGCCCUUUACGUACUCAAACCAGCAAACUUUCUCAUACACACAUCCUUUGCCUUCGCCUCAAAGCCAUGGCCAAGUUGAUAUCUCAUACAUGCAGGGUAUGCCAAUGGGCACUCCUUACGCUGUUUCUAGCGGGCACCCGCACGGACACAGGCUGCGUACACGUGGCAGUGGUCCAGGCCAGCCGUCCAGGCAAUCAUACGGCUACAGCGGAGCGUUCCCGACACCCGACCCCACGGUCGGGGGCAGUGUUAUUUCGGAUGAGGAUGUCGCGCUCCAGUUGAUGCGCCUUGGUGAUGCCUCCAACUUUUCUUCGGUCGGUCGCACAUCAACCUCUACCCUUGAUGAUGCUCUGAGCGGCAAGGCUGAGGUGGCUUCAUCCGACGAAGCGAGCGAGGACUGCAGUGAGGACGAUCUCCCCCACUACCAUGGACCGUUGCAGCCCGCUGGGAGGCUGCCUGACCAUGAGCUUCCCCGCAGCUAUGACAGUGGCGAGGACAGCGGUGAUGACUACGAGGACAACAGAGACGACUCGUUCAAGGAUGAGAGCGAUGAGCUCAUGCCUGAUGAGAAUGGUAUUGUCACGUCCAAGGUCCCGAAGGUCAAGCACCGCGCCGAGUCUACCAUUUCGAAGACCUUCAAGGUCUCGAAGCCUCGUGCUCACAACAACCCCAAGAGCAAGACCAAGACUGUCAACACUGCUAAGCCUCCAAUUUCUCCCACAUCGCUUCCUUCAAUCUCUCGCAAGACGUCGAGUGCCUCUCUUACCAUGCAGCAAUUCGGUGCGGACGAGGAAGAUUUGUCGACCAAGCCUCGUUGCCAACGCUGCCGGAAGAGCAAGAAGGGCUGCGAUCGUCAGCGCCCUUGCCAGCGUUGCAAGGACGCAGGUAUCGGUAUUGAAGGAUGCGUUAGCGAAGACGAGGGCAAUGGCAGGAAGGGCCGCUAUGGCCGUCAUAUGGGUGUUCCUGUUAAGAAAACAGUGCCUGAGGUUCCCGCCUUUCCAGAUGGGCCCACUGCGGUUCUUGGUGGUGUAGUUGGUUACAGCUCUUUCGCAGCCGCCGCCGACAAGAGCAAGAAGCGCAAAAGAUAG